GCUCGUCGCGAGGCCCCAGCCCCCUCACCAUGGGGGCUCAGGACACCCUGCCCGUCGCCGCUGCUUUCACGGAAACCGUCAACGCGUACUUCAAAGGGGCCGACCCCAGCAAGUGUAUCGUGAAGAUCACGGGGGAGAUGGUGCUGUCGUUUCCAGCCGGCAUCACCCGACACUUUGCCAACAACCCCGCUCCAGCCGUGCUCACCUUCCGCGUGCUCAACUACAACCGGCUGGAGCACGUCCUGCCAAACCCCCAGCUCCUCUGCUGUGACAACACCCAGAUUGACACCAGCACGAAGGAGUUCUGGGUCAACAUGCCAAAUCUGAUGACUCACCUAAAGAAGGUAUCGGAGCAGAAACCUCAAGCCACCUAUUACAAUGUGGAUAUGCUCAAAUACCAGGUAUCUGCCCAGGGUAUUCAGUCUACUCCAUUAAACCUUGCAGUGAGCUGGCGGUGUGACCCUGCAAGCACUGACCUCCGCAUCGACUACAAAUACAAUACAGAGGCAAUGACCACACCGGUCGCUCUAAACAACGUCCAGUUCCUCGUCCCCGUCGAUGGAGGAGUCACCAAACUUCAAGCCGUGCUUCCUCCCGCUGUCUGGAACGCCGAACAGCAAAGGAUAUUGUGGAAGAUCCCUGAUAUCUCGCAGAAGUCAGAAAAUGGAGGUGUGGGGUCUCUGCUGGCCCGAUUCCAGCUGUCGGAGGGGCCCAGCACCCCGGCCCCCCUGGCCGUGCAGUUCACCAGCGAGGGGAGCACGCUGUCGAGCUGCGACAUUGAGCUCGUCGGGGCCGGGUACCGCUUCUCCCUGAUCAAGAAGAGGUUUGCGGCAGGUAAAUACUUGGCCGAUAACUGAUGGAAGCUUAUGGAAGUUUAUGGAAAAUAAUAUGGAAAAUACCCCAGGACUGCUGUGCGUGGAACGGGUUUUAAUUACAGUUUAAGGAAAACGAACUCAAUCUUGCACUCGGGACGUUUUUGUUGGAAGUGUCGACAACUUUCAGCAAUUUUUUUUUUUUCCUUGGAAAACACCGUCUUGACCAGUCCUACAGUAUUUACUUCUAGAUGUAACAUUGUUAAUGGUUUUAAAAUGUAAUUAUUGUAUUUGUAAAUUGUACUCAUUCCAGUAAGACUGUAUUUUGGCAGUUAGACACUUGAGUUUUAGCAUUUUACCAUUCAUGAAAUGGAUGUAAUUUAAACCGUGGUAUAUAAAUUUACUAGUAGUACUGUCGAAUGGCACAAUGCUUACAGAGGUAGAUUACAUUUUGUCAAUAUAUACGAUUUAAAUACAAUACCGAUAGCUGUUAUGAAGGGGGUGCCUC
Molecule: messenger RNA, 1320 nt
Organism: Pterocles gutturalis (yellow-throated sandgrouse)
Lineage: Eukaryota; Metazoa; Chordata; Aves; Pterocliformes; Pteroclidae
Product: SH3-containing GRB2-like protein 3-interacting protein 1
Exons: 7
Biological process (GO): synaptic vesicle endocytosis; clathrin coat assembly; clathrin-dependent endocytosis
Cellular component (GO): clathrin-coated pit; cytoplasm; plasma membrane
Source: RefSeq, a predicted model, not a curated record